CGCCCUUUGGGAUUAGGGGUGUGCGGCUGGCUCGUCCCGCCCCUGCCUCUGAGUGACAGGAUCGUGGACAGCAACAUUUCCAGCCGGACACGAAGUUUGUGGGCCCUUGGCCUCGGCUGAGCUGAGUAAGAAAAAGCAACUGAGAGCAUUGUUAUUGGUAUCUGGAAUUGAAUUUGCCAGGAAUGCAAGCACAGAUUCCUCAGUAAAGAUCUUGCCUUUGGAAAUAUCUUACCCCUUGGCAGCUCUCCAGAGUUCAGACUUGGCAGCAUCAAGGACACAACGCAAGGGAUGAAAUACACAGUUCCUGCCCUCAGAAGUACUGAUUGAAAGGAGAUGGAUGGUUACAGCAGCCAUCUUACUAUAGUGUUGUGUUGUGAUGAGAGUAUGAAUACAGAGCUAUCAUCACUUGGAGAAACAACAUUUGAAUCAGACUGUGUUGGGCUCAUGGAAGGCUUCUUGAGAAAGCAGGCAUUUUGGAGAUCAAAGAUGGGUAGAAAAGAUGCCUCCACUAUAAAACUUCCUGUUGAUCAGUACAGAAAGCAAAUUGGUAAACAAGAUUAUAAAAAAACCAAACCUAUUUUACGAGCAACCAAAUUAAAAGCAGAAGCAAAGAAAACAGCAAUAGGGAUAAAGGAAGUUGGCCUCGUACUUGCAGCUAUAUUGGCCCUCCUACUGGCUUUCUAUGCUUUCUUUUAUCUCAGACUGUCCACAGAUGUUGACCCUGAUCUGGAACAAGAUGAAGAUUAGCUGAACGGCAAUCAAUGCAUUAAAGGGAAAUAAUUUUAUAAAAGCACCCCUUGGGACCAAUACUUUCUAAAGUACUGAAACUGGAACAUCUUGAAUUCUUUCUGCUGGUAUUUUCAGUUUUCAGAAAUAUCUUUUUAAAUAGUUGCAUAGAAUAUCAAGAAAAGAACCUUACCUAGCAAUGUAGUAUAAUGUAUGCUACUGGAUAUUUUAUAAAUCUUUCUACUUUGACAGGCAACCUAUUCAUGGUGCAUUUAUAUUAAAUGGAAAACAGAUCCUAAAUUCUUCGGAUGUCUUAGCCAAUUAUGUGUAUAACUCCAUCACUUACAGAUUACUAAAUCUAUUUUUGUUCCAUAUACAUCAUAAGUAAAAGUAUAUAUCCUCAUUUACAGAAACGUUCUCAAAUCACAUUCAGAGCCUAAGAAGGAAUGAAAAGUCGUGGGAAAUUUUUCAUUUUACAAAGAAGCCCUGCUUUCUUUCCAGACAUAUUUUAUAUCAUUAGAGAGACUAUCUGCCAUACAUCUACAGUAAUCUUUUUCCUUCUUUGCCAACUGUUCAGUGCACAUGUGCUCCAUCAGAAAUGGCACCUGGAUGACAGAAGCUCAAAGAGUCACAUAUGUCUGUAAAAUAGAGUUCCUUUCCUCUUGGGCUGUCUGAACUGGUGUAAAUAGAAAGUUCAGUUGAUCUUGAUUUUAAUUAACUUAUUAUUGUAUUAAUAUAAACUAGGAAUUCUAUUUUAAUUAUGUUGUUCUGGAUGCUUGCAGUAUCAGUUUGCCCUUCUUGUAAAGGAGAUAUGUAACAAUCUGUCGUUUAGUUGUGCAGUUUUGUUUUUUUUGGUUUUUUGGUUUUUUUCACACAACAGUAAUGGAAGUCCUACCUACUCAGAAUAAUUUUCUUGGGUUGUCUCUUAAGCCUAAACAAUACAAAGUUGGUUUACAAAAUUACAUCUUGUCUCUUGAGAGUUAAUCAAUUAGAACUGUCUCGUGAAAAAAUAAAUAAUAGAAGAAAAUAUAUGUCUCAUAUUACUUGCAUAUGUAAUUUUUUUGUUUACAUAAAUUUUCAAGAUAUUUUGCAUUUGUUGGAGUAUAACAAUCAAUAUAUUCAAUAUUUUUACCAGUAAUGGAUUUUUUAAAAAUAUUUUUGGAAUACACGAAUACAUAAAGCUUAGAGGAUGAGAAAAUAUUUGUCCACAGCAGAGUUGUUAGCUACUACCUUAUAUAAAGAUGUAUAAAAAAUUAAUAGUUAGAAACAUGUGCACAAAGUGUUUUCUAUCAUAUACAUUGUAUUUAUGAAGAGCAAAUAAAAUGUUAAGAUUGUUUCCAUAUUUGCCCAGGGAAGAAAGCUUUGAUGAAUACACUCGAAAUUCUUUGAGACUUUUGCAAAUAGUUGAGUAUGGCUGUGUAGCAUUAUGUUCUGUAGAAUUUUUUCAAGUAGCAUAAUUUAUUUCAUCAAUGUGAAAACAGCCCAAAGUUCCAGUAUCCUCACAGAUCAUUUAUGCCAAACAUCUGAGGACAAAAUUUAGCCAGUGUUAUUUACUGGAUUCUACCCCUUGAAAUCACAAACUCAUGAGACAGACCAAGAGUUCUUAUACACUCACCACUGCAGACCAAUCCAAGUGGCAUUUUUAGGAAAGGUUGCAGCAUUUAAUGCCAUGUGGUAUGUCUGUUCGUGAAGUGGGUGGCAAGGGAAUAUCCAAGCUGGCAUUUUGGAUAUGAUGGGCCUUUUCCUUUCCUGAGUGACAUGCCACAUGUCAAGAAAUACUGCUUUUCCCCCACUCCUAUCACAUUUACGUGAACAAUUUUCAUUUAGUUAUUUUACCUCCCAUAUGGUGUUAAAAACAGUCAUAUUAAAUAAAGAUUAUUUCUAAUUCCAGUAGUAAUUUAAAUGAGAAGAUAUGUAAUAAUUGUUUAUUAGUUACCUAUCCAAGUGAAAUAUAACAGGAUUUACAGUAUUUAAAAUAGAUGAGUAUACUCUUGGAAAUGUCUGAAAAUUCAUUACCCUGGGGAAAAAAAAUGAUACUGUUUCCUUCUGUUCUUGAGGUGGUCUCGUAAGGGAAAAGGUUGUUUCUGAUAGUAAUUAAUAUUAAUCUAUACAUAGUAUAAUUAUAGGCUAGUUUGAUUACCUCAUUUUAUCAAUACCCUGAGUCUCUGGCUAGUCCAUUUGCGUAACUGACUUAUGAUGGUUCCACAGAUCCAAGUCCCAAAGGCCCAACUCUGAUUUUAAUAAAUAGAAGGUAAACUGAGACAAUAUAUGUUUAUACAACACUGUUUUCAUGAAAUGCAAAUUUUUCAAACUCACAUUAACUGAGAAGCAGCCUGUGGAGAAAUCCCAGAUUGAAAUUUAGUUUGAAUCCUUGAAGAUAGAGAGGUGAUAUCCGGCCUAUAUUUUCAGGCGACCACACUACUGAAUAAUGAGUGGUGUUCAGCAUAAAUCUAAGACUGGCACUAGACACGAAUUUUAGGCGUGGGUUUUUUUUCCUACAAUAAUUCACUGCUUGGAGUAAUUCAGAAGACAAAAACAGAAAAAAUAUAAUGACUUUUCAGAAUGUUAGAAUCUAUUUGCUAACAUACUCUGCAGGAUAAAUUUCAGCUAAUGCAGCAGACUUUACAUUUAGCCUGUGGAAUACUGUGAAUGAAGCUUGAAGAGUUGCUGGUUCUUAUUUUGCAUAUAAAAUAAACAUAAAAGAUUCAUUUGAGAGGAGAUAUUGUAAAAAUAUAACCUUAUCCAGGAUUUCUUUUAAAACAAAUGAACAAAAAGCCUAUCAUAGUACCAGUAUACAGUUUGUUGUUUUAAGGUGGCAAAUACUUGAAGAUUUUCUGUCUUUUCAAUUUUUCUGAAUUACUUCUACCCCAAACAAUGAUUGCAAGAUCCCGAAAGAUAUGUUCUUAUUCAUUUCUGUAAUUCCAGUAGUGUAGUGAUCUGCACAUAUUUAAUAAAUGCAUGUCAAAAUUUAAGUUAAUUUCUUUUAGUGCUCUCAGAGUCUGGUACAGUUGCUGCAUGUAAUAGAUGAUCAAAAAUUAUUUGCAUUUAAUAAAUAAAACUUAGAAAUCACUGUAGUGACCAACUUAGCAUUUAGCAUUUAUGAUCGUUGAAUAUUCUGGGACAAAUGUAUUUUUCCUCCUGUUCCUUUUUAAGAUCACGACAACUAGUGUUAAAUUUGCUGUAGAACAGAAAUGUUGCUCUUUUCUAGGGCAUCAAAUAUGUUAUUUUUAUUUUAGUAUUAUUGAAAACCACAAGUGUUUUUAAUUUAACUUAUUAUACAUCCUCACUCCCAACAAAAAUAAAACUAAGUUUUCAUUAAAAUGCUUAUAUUUAUGUGGAUACUAAAGCACUAUAUUUUCCAGAUUCUAAAGUGAUAUAGUCAAAUAUGAUUCAGUAGAGUAAAUUAUGAUUUCUUUAGAUUGGCUUCAGAAAUAAAACUUCUAGAAAUUAAACUUAGAGAAUUUUCCUAUAUUUCAUCCAUAAUGUAAGGUUGUUGAGCCAGAAACCAUCUAAGAUAAGUACACUUACCUUGGGCUUCUCUGGGGAGAUUCUUACCAUUUCUCCCUUAGCGGCACUGCCUUCUUUUAUUAGAAUUGCUCCAAUGCAGCCUGGAUAGAAUGAUGUUUGCUAGAUUUUGUUCCACUGACAUCAUAUCUAGAAUCAGUGCAACCCACAGUUUAAAAAAAAAAAAACCCUAGCAGGAAUUCAGUGCCAACAGAAACACUCUUACUAUUUUAUUUUGUAUUUUAGUGAUGCAGGUAAGUAUGAAGGGAACUAGGAGAGUCACUCAAAGAACUAUACCAGUGUAAAAAUAUCCAUUGUGGGCCAGUAAAUUCAUUUAAAACAACUGAACUGCUGCCCUAUUCAGCAUAGUGCCUCAUUCUUAAAUAUUUUUUUUUAUCCUUUUGCAACAGACAUGAGAUCCUUAUUUCAAGAAAAAUAAGAUACUUUACAUGCCAGAAGAUUUUUUGAUGACAGUACCCCCUCCUAUUCUUCAUUUUUUAAAACAACAACCAAAUUGGUGGGGAGGCAGCCAAAAUUUGAGGUACCAAUGCCUCUCGAACAGAUGUCGCACCAUUAUUUUUUAGCUCGUUUAGAUGAAUAAACAUGUUAAACUGUGAAGUAUUACAUUUUAGAUUUUUUCAUUAAAAAAAGAGACAAUCUGUUUACUGUCCUAAUUGAGACAACAAUCCUUGUGGUUGCCAGUUUUGGCAGUCAUAACAAUGAACUAUAAAUAUUUGAACCAACCAAGUAAAUGGUGACUAUAAAGGCUAUAGCAUGUGUAAAGUUCUGUUUUCAUGGGCACCCAUCUUAGUAUGCCUUUUUUUUUUUCUGACUUCUUCAAAUACAAUUGUGUAAAUCUGAAGUUUCAUGGUAAGUCUAAAAGAAAUUGAUUUCAAUAUCUAAUUUGGUUCUAGUUUAUUAUCCUUUUUAGUGUUCAACUAUCCAUCUGCUUGUAACAAAUUGCUUCUGCAGUUGCUCUACUGAAUGUGACAAGGCAGGUCUUCUUUGCAUUGCCUUCUCUGUACAUCCUAGGAUAACAAAAAAUCAGAGAUUGUUUUUUCUGCUUUCAUAUUUAAAAAGUGAGGUUAAAGACAUUGUAAGUCUCUUAAUUUGCAGCAAUUAGUUUUUUAAGAGAAGGUUUUAUAAAUAAACUAUGUCGAGAUAUAACUCUGGCUAUAAUGUCCAUGAGAAGGAGGUCAUAGUCUUAGUUGCAAUGGGAUGCUUUGCAUGAAGAACUGGCUUGUGAGAAGUUGGUAGAUCAAAGAGAAGUAAUCCAGAGAUAAACGAUCAUUUAUUACCCUAGUUCCCAAAUGUUGGUGAUCCAGAUAGCUAGCGCCCUUGUAGACAUCUUAUUUGAGUACCAUUGCUCCCUUUUCUACCCUUCACCUUCUCCUCUAUCUGCACCAGUUCCAAACUCUAGGCAAUCUCUAACAUUUCUUCUUUAAUUUUGUAUGAACCUCACUUGUACAUUCAGUCGUGUUUAAUUAUGUACUUACCAUAUUAACUGCCUCUACUCUUUUACUUAGAAUCAAGACUAUUUUCCCCACUAUCUCUCAUUCCUUACCCCUUUCUUUUUUAUCAUUGACCACAUGCAUCACACAAAACUAAAGAGAAGAGUAUAAUGAACCUCAGUGUACCCAUCAUCUAGAGUCAGCAAUUACUAAUAUUUUGCCACUCUUGUUUCCCCAAUUUUUUGGGUAACCUGAGGUAUCUUAAAGUAAACCUCAAAUAAGGUGACAUUUUAUCUCAGUAUACAUCUCUGACAAGAACUUUCAUUUUUCGUUUGUUAUUUGUUGUUUUUUUUCUUACAUUACCAGGAAGCUAUUAUUACAGCUAAUAGGAUUAGUUAUUUCUUCAAAUCGUUUAAUACCAGGCCUAUAUUAGAAUGUCCCUAAUUGUCUUCAAGAUAUCAAUUUAUAAUAGGUUUUGAACCAAGAUCUGUACUGCAUUUGAUUGUAAGCGUCUUAAAUUUCUUUUAUUCAAUAGCAAACCUAUUUUUCUAUAAUGUCGUUUAUUUGUUGAAGAAACCACAAUAUUUGUCCUGCUGAAUGUCCAAUAUUCUAGAUUUGGCUAUUUUCAUUUUGUUAUUUAUUUUAUACCUCUAUUUUUCAUACUUUCUAUAAACUAGGAGUUCGAUCUUAGGCUAGAUUAGAUCCAGAUAGUUUUGUGGUUGUUUUUGUUUGUUUUUAAGGCAAUAGUAUGUCAUAGUACUUAAUGAGACACAUUAUCUCUGGUUGUCUCAUUUAUAACAACGCUGAAAUUUACCAGUGGGUUCAUGUGCCAGUAACCUGAUUCCCUCCAAAAUAAGGUUUAUAUCAACAUUUUGCCUAAAGCUUUUAGCAUCUGUUUAUAAUUAUUCCCUAGGUCUGUUAUCUCAUUUGACAUUAAAAAAUGGCAAUUUAAAAAAAAAAUUACUUAUUAUUUUUUUUCAAGAGAGAGUGGGAGAGCAUGUGCACAAAUGAGAUGGUAGAGAAGGGCAGAGGGAGCAGGGAAAGGAGAAUCCUCAGCAGACUUCAUGCCCAGCACAGAGCUUGCCCUGGGGCUCAAUCUCAGGACCUCCAGAUCAUGACCUGACUUGCACUCAAGAGUCGAAUGCUUAAGUGACUGAGCCGCCCAGGCACCCCAGAAUGACACUUUUCUAUCAUUCCUUCAGCAUUUAAGUGAAAUUAUUUAAAAACAAAACAAAACUUAAUCAAGUCUUUGGUUACCUGAAAAUAUGGCUCAUAACAGGAAAGGAAGGAUAAAUACUUGGAUCUUUGCCUUUAUCAAAUUUUGGAGUAAUACGUUAACACUCUCUAAUAGUGACCAGUGGAGAUUUGCCAUUGCUGUUCCUGUUGUAGCUUUUAUUAUCAAUAUAAAGCCAUAGAUUUUACAUAUGUGAUGUGUGUUUCAACCCAUUGCAAUCACCAUUCUUUUCAGUAUUGAAAUACAAAUUACAUUAUCAUGCUUUGUAUUAGAGGUAUUAUCAUUAAAAUCGCAAAAGCUUUUAUAUGAUUUUACAUUUUUCCAAAAGUAAUAGACAAUACAAUCAGAUUUUUAAAACAAUAGGAAUAAGUGGUAAAUGUGGAAAAAGACUAAUAUUUGCAUAUUAUAUGAUUAACUGGAAAACUAAUAAGAUAUUGAGUAAGAUUUAUAUAAUGUGGUCCAUUAGAAAAUAACUGUGAAAAUUAAUAGCUCUAAUAAUUACUAUAGUUAGCUAAAUAUCAUAACAUAAAAAAUAUACCUUACAAUCACAAUCGAAAUUACGAAUUGUCUAGAAAAAAAUCUGCAAGAAAUAUGAAGAGUCUUCAUUGGAAAAAAGACCUUACAGGGUAAGAUAAUCAAACUUUAAUAAAAAAGAGACCAACUGUCUCCCUGGAUGAGAUGAUUCAAUAUUGUACAAAUUUAAACUUUCUUCUAAAUUGGAAACAGAAAAGAGAACCUUAAUCCACCAGAUAUUAAAGUGUAUUAUAAAGUUAUAAUAAUUAAAAUAAUCUCAUAGUCAAGGAAAGUAGACAAAGCAAUAAAAUGUGCAGUCUGGAAAUAGAUCCAAAUAUAAAUAUUCACUUGCUGUAUCCUAUAAGUCAUGAAGAUGGAAAGAUAGGUUACUUAUUGAAUAUAUUGAAACAAUUGAGUAUCCAUUUGGAAAUUAAAAGAUGUCUGUACCGUGACUUAAAACAAGAUUAAUUUCUGAUGGAAUUUAUUAUUUUUAAAUGAAAAAAAACCCAUAAAAUUAUUAGAAGAAACUACAGCAUUUUUAGAAUCUUUUAGUACAGAAAUUAUUUCUAGGCAUUGAUUCAUGAGUCAGAAAUCAUUAAGGAAAUACUGUUGGAUUAUAACACAUUAAAUUAAAAUCUAACAUGCAGCCCAGCACUCAGUGUUAAUUAAAGAUGUGAGGAAACAGUCUCUUUCAUAUACUGCUUGGGGGAAUGGUAAUCUCACACACUUUCUGGAAGACACUUUGGCAGUGUACUUUAGAAGUCUAAAAUUUCAUAUAUACCUUAGUUGCUUCCAUAUCUCUUUAGAAAUUCUUUCAAGGUAAUAACGCCUAGAGUGUGCAAAAGUGCACAAAGUAUGUUAACCACAGCUUUGUUCAUAACCUCAAAAAACCUGAAAACAAUGUAAAUGUCCAACAUAAGAGUCUUUUAAAACAAAUUGUGUUGCAACUAUUAAAUAAAAUGUGAUGGAUUCAUUAAAAUAAUAUUUAUACCUACUGAUGUGGAGAGAGGUGAAGAAGCGCUUAAAAAUGGGAGAUGUGUGAUAGAUUCUAUUUUGCUUGAUUGUAUAUGUCUGUAUGUGUGUGUGUGUGUACACAUGAGUCUAUCUGAGUAUAUUUGAAGAAUAUUUAGGAAGAAGUAGAAGAUUAUUUCUGGUUAUUAGAUUAUAAGUGAUCUUUAUAUUGAGUGAAUCAGUCUCCACUCUACAGAGAGGACUGGAAGGACAGAGUUUUAGUGAGCUAUGAGUCCAGGCACCUGGUAAGUCUGCCCAUCUUUUCCCAUUAUGUUCUUCUAUUUUUCAUUCAUUUAAUAACCAUUAAGCACCUAUCAGGUACUAAUAACUCAUCUUUCAAAUUCCCCAUCUAUACACAAUGUAAGUAGUAUAGAAAAAGGUGGCUCUGGUUUUCUUAUAGUGAGAAACUCAGAAUGUUUCAGAAAGGAACUGGUAUUUAAGUUGAUCCAUUUUCAUUCAAAACGUAUUUAUUGAGCAUUUGUCACAUGGCAGAACUGUGCUUUAUGCUUGCAACAAAUCCAUGAACAUUACAAACAACAAAGCAAAAAUAGUAUUCUUGCUCUCAUGACAUACGACUUGAGAGAUGGUGAUGGUUUCAUUAAACAGAAAAAGAGGGUGAAAAACGUAUUCCAAAUGAAAGAAAAACCAAUGAAAGGGUACAAAGACAUAUUAGUGCUUGGCCUGUAUGUGGUAUAGUGGGAUAGGAAGGUUGUUAUUGUCCGUUUGUGCUCAUUGUUCACCUUCUUUCCUUCCUCCAACGAAAACCAUUUUCUCUUAUUUAAUCUGGAAAAUGCCACAUAUCUAUCCUUCAAGAUCUAUCUAUUCCCAGAUAAAUCCCUCGACUUUCCCCACAGAAGCCCCCAACCCCGCCCGCCCAAGGCUAAGUUAGAUGAUUCUUCUCUUACAUAGACUCUAUUCCAUGAUUAUCCGUUUACGUGCCUCUUAACCGCACUCUGAGGUCUGUAAGGAAGGAACUCUGGGGUUUUUUGCUUUAUCUCAAAUGCGAAGCGCUGCACCAGACACGUGGUUUAUUCCACGGUAAAAUUGUUUGAAUAAGUAUUACACCUCAUUCCCAUAGAACGGGAUUUCUCAGCUUUGGCAUUAUUGACGAGUUGAGCCAGCUAAUUUUCGCGUGGUGAUCGCUCCUGCGAACUGUAGGCUGUCUAGCAGCGAACCUAGAUGCUCGCUUGCACCUAAAUGCCGGUGGCACCUGCUCCUGGCCUACUUACGGUUGGAGGAGGUCAUCAACAGGAUGUGACCACUGGUUGCCCCGUGAGCGGCAGCGGGAGCAAUGGGCAAGCCGAGGCCCCACGGGCCCGCCCUGUCUUUGGCAUGUACUUCCGCCCCCCGCAGGUUCCACGCAGGAAGCGUUAGUUUUCCAGGCGGCAGCCUCGGCAGAGCAACGUGGGCAGUGUACUGACUGAACCCAGGUAAGGCCUCUUCAUAAACUUUUAAGACUUUGUAGCCCCGCCGCCCAGGCGAGCCUUGCGCUCAUUUCCUAGCUUUUUAAACCUGCCGCCUCCUAGUUUGGGGUUCUCUGCCUCUUUUUCGUCUCCUCUUUCCGGCUGUGUCUGGGGCCUGUUUCACGUUUCACCGGGGAAGCUGCCGAGGAUUCGAACCAGUGGUUAGGUCAGCCAGACGUAGCAAAGUGUCCCCUGGGGUCAGAAUGUUUCCCAGCUGUACCCCUGAGAACCACCGCUGCCCUAGAACGAUAAAAAUCACAGUUGCAAUGAGAGCAAGGUGGAAACGGGGAAGCGCGGGACAGGACUUUCGAGUUACUUCACGUCUUUUUUCAGAGGCCUUUAAUGUUUGUUAACGCCACGCACUUGGCCACAACUCGGUACAGACUGUUGACUCAAAUCCUGUACUCAUGCUGGUGGGUGGGGUGGGGGGAGGUCACAAGAGAGGUCUGAACUUGACCCACCUGCUGCUCAAAUCCCUGGGGUUACUGCAAGCUCCUUUUCUUUUCUCAAAGGUAAGGGAGAAGGACUUUAAGAUAUUGAUGUUAUCAAACAAUCUAGAAUUUUUUUUCAAGAAAUUUUAAACACACUGGAAGACAAAACUAAAGCAGGAAAAGGAUGGCCCUUCCACCUCCUUUUAUUUACUUACUUACUUGCUACUAAGCACAUUCAGUGCAGCCAGAGAAAUUUUAUAUAUAGAAAGCUAAGUAAUGAGCCUUAGAAACAGAUACAUAAUUCUGAGAGUUAUUGGAAACUUUAAUGUAUAAAUUCUUUUUCGUGGAUGCAGUGUCUGGUCCCCAUUUUCUCUAUUCUGUAAUGUGAAAUGACUCCUAUUUUUAAAAAGCAUAUAUAUGUAUGUACAGGUAUAUUGUUGAGAGAUAAAUAAAAUAAAUACCCAUGCAACCAGUGCCUGGCUUACUGACAUUUCGUAUUGUUUGGCUCUUUUACUUUUUGCCUUUUUGAAGAGUAUAUAAAGAUGUUUCACUUUAAAAUUUUCAUUUUCCUGAUCAUCAUUAUUGUUUCACCAUUAGUUUUACUGUUGAUUCUCUUAAGAUUUCUGAGGGUUCUCUUGCUGUCCUCUGUAAAUGAAUACCUUAUGUUCUUCUUAUCUAAUCCUUAUUGUUUGGAUUUUCCCUCUAAUCCAAGAAUUAUUUAAUAGAAAUUUUUUAAAAUAUGUAUGUUUACAGGUAGAACAGUCUGUUAUUUAAAUUUAAAAUUUUAGUUCAAGUUUUACUUCACAGUAAUCAGUGUUGCUUGAAUUAUUUCUAUUUUAUGGAACUUGCUCUUGUUUUCUAUUUGACCUAAUUUAUA
Ailuropoda melanoleuca (giant panda) is the source of this 11210-nucleotide messenger RNA. It is a transcript of the gene TRIQK, whose product is annotated as triple QxxK/R motif containing. The record is from RefSeq and is a predicted model, not a curated record. NCBI's taxonomy places the organism in Eukaryota, Metazoa, Chordata, Mammalia, Carnivora, Ursidae. Gene Ontology annotation, cellular component: endoplasmic reticulum membrane. The transcript is spliced from 6 exons. The coding region runs from base 334 to 747 and encodes 137 amino acids.